Molecule: messenger RNA, 957 nt
Organism: Choloepus didactylus (southern two-toed sloth)
Lineage: Eukaryota; Metazoa; Chordata; Mammalia; Pilosa; Megalonychidae
Product: olfactory receptor 7A17-like
Exons: 2
Coding region: 37-957 (306 amino acids)
Biological process (GO): G protein-coupled receptor signaling pathway
Cellular component (GO): membrane
Molecular function (GO): olfactory receptor activity; G protein-coupled receptor activity
Source: RefSeq, a predicted model, not a curated record
CAAGAGAAGCCAAAUGCAGCAAGUUGUCCUUCCUAUAUGGAACCAGAAAACCAAACACGUGUUUCAGAAUUUAUCCUCCUUGGACUCUCAGAAGAUACCAAACUGCAGCCCCUCCUCUUCGGGAUGUUCCUGACAAUGUACCUGGUCACCUUCAUGGGGAACCUGCUCAUCAUCCUGGCCAUCAUCUCUGACUCCCACCUCCACACCCCCAUGUACUUCUUCCUCUCUAACCUGUCUUUUGCAGAUAUCUGUUCCACCUCCACCACUGUCCCGAAGAUGCUGGUGAACAUCCAGACAGAGAGCAAAAUGAUAACUUAUGGAAUCUGUCUCACACAGAUGUACUUUUUUAUGCUUUUUGGAUUAUUAGACAGCAUCCUCCUGGCUGUGAUGGCCUAUGACCGCUUCGUGGCCAUCUGUCACCCCCUGCACUACACGGUCAUCAUGAACCCCCAGCUCUGUGGUCUCCUGCUGCUGGCUUCCUGGUUAUUAUGUCUUCUGGACUCUCUCUUACAUGUCUUAAUGGUUUUGCAAUUGUCUUUUUGUACAGAGUUGGAAAUCCCUCACUUCUUCUGUGAGCUUAAUCAGGUCAUCCACCUUGCUUGCUCUGACACCUUCCUCAAUGACCUAGUGCUGUAUUUUGCAUCUGGACUUGUGGGUGUUAUUCCACUCACUGGGAUCCUUUUCUCUUACUAUAAGAUUGUCUCCUCCAUUUUGAGAAUUUCCUCAGCUGGAGGCAAGUCUAAAGCAUUUUCCACUUGUGGGUCUCACCUCUCAGUAGUGUCCCUGUUUUAUGGUACAGGAAUUGGAGUAUACCUUAGUUCUGCUGCUACCCAAAACUCAAGGGCAAGUGCAAUAGCUUCAGUGAUGUACACGGUGGUCACUCCCAUGCUGAACCCCUUUAUCUACAGUCUUAGAAACAAGGACCUAAAGCAUGCCUUAGAAAAACUCUUCAGUUGA